GUUGCUAGAAGACGUUUGGGGAAAGCGAACAACUUUAGUCAAAAAUGUUUCUCUAUUUUCUAAUUGCCUUGUGUUCGGCAAUUUUGUUCUAUUUCAAAUGGUCCUAUGGCCAUUGGCAACGUUUGGGCUUUCCUUGUGUUGAGGCCCAAAUACCAUUUGGAGUUUUGGAUCCCGUCAUCAGAACUUGGAAAAAGUCAGUGGGCAUGGCCAUUUAUGAUAUCUACACCAAAACCAAAGAGCAUAAAUUUGUGGGCAUCUAUUUGAUAAAUCGUCCGGCUUUAUUGAUACGCGAUGCUCAUUUGGCACGCAGUAUGUUAACCAAGGAUUUUGUCAGUUUUCAUGAUCGCGGUUUGUAUGUCGAUGAAGUGCAUAAUCCCAUGUCGGCGGGUUUAUUUUUCCUAAAAGGACAACAAUGGAAAUCUUUGCGAUCAAAGUUGACUCCUUCGUUUACUUCGGGAAAGCUCAAGUCUAUGUUUGGUACCAUCAAUGAGGUAUCCAGUCGAAUGGUUGAGCAUAUGCAAUGUAAGCUGCCGGAAGAUGGCAGUUAUAAGAGCAUAGAAGUUAAACAGCUAUUUGCGACAUAUUCCAUUGAUAUAAUUGCCUCCUCCAUAUUUGGCAUGGAGGUCAAUAGCUUUAAGGAUCCCCAAAAUGAAUUCUUUGCUGUGAGUCGAAAUGUCAAUGAGAACACAUAUAGCGGUGUAUUUCGAGGAACUUGUCAAUUUAUGUACCCAAGUUUAGAGAAAUUCUUUCAACGUCUGGGUUGGACAGAACCGGCUCCUGAUUCUAUGAAGAAACUUGUUCGCCAAACAAUUGAGUGUCGUGAAAAGCACAACAUAGUGCGUAAAGAUUUGCUGCAAUUGCUGUUGCAACUAAGAAAUACGGGAAAAAUCAAUGGCGAUGAUGAUGACGAAUGGUCGGCCAAGAAAACUAAAGAUGCUCUAGUUAACAUGUCUGUGGAAAUGAUAGCCGCACAAUUGUUUCUCUUUUAUGCGGCCGGUUUUGAGACCUCGGCUGCCACCACUGCCUUUACCCUCUAUGAGCUGGCUUUGUAUCCCGAAUGGCUACAAAAGGCCCAAGAAGAUGUUCAAAAUGCUUUGGAAAAACAUGGUGGCUGUCUAAGCUAUGAGGCUUUGAGUGACAUGAAAUUUUUAGAUUUAUGCAUAAUGGAGACAACACGCAAAUAUCCAGGACUGCCUAUCUUAAAUCGAGAGUGCACUCAAGAUUAUCCACUGCCCAACAGUGAUUUGGUGAUCAAAAAGGGCACACCCAUAAUAAUCUCUUUAUUUGGUAUACAUCGCGAUGAGGAAUAUUUCCCGGAUGCCUUGGGUUAUAACCCAGAGAGAUUUUUGAAUGAGGAUUAUGAGGCGGCAGCAUAUAUGCCUUUUGGCGAGGGGCCUAGACAUUGCAUAGCUCAACGCAUGGGAAAAUUAAAUGUCAAGGUAGCCAUAGCUCAAGUAUUAACCCAUUUUAAUGUGGACAUCAGCACCGAUCACAAAGAAAUUGAAUUUGAUAAUUUCGGCAUACCCAUUAUGCCAAAGGGUGGAGUACCAGUAAGACUAGCAAGAAAAGAAAAAGUCAUAGUAUCUUAG
Stomoxys calcitrans (stable fly) is the source of this 1589-nucleotide messenger RNA. RefSeq names its product probable cytochrome P450 6d5 (gene Cyp6d5). Lineage: Eukaryota; Metazoa; Arthropoda; Insecta; Diptera; Muscidae. Bases 45 to 1589 code for a protein of 514 amino acids. Gene Ontology annotation, molecular function: monooxygenase activity; heme binding; iron ion binding. The transcript is spliced from 5 exons. The record is from RefSeq and is a predicted model, not a curated record.